UUCUUGUUGUCAAUGUUCAGUUAAUACGUGGUGUUUUCCAAUCCAGUGGACAAAAAUGUAUAUGCGUGCGAUCUUAGAAACAGACCUUUAACCUUCCACGCAUAGCGUUGUGAAAGUUAGUCAAAGUGCUGGACCUGUAGAAAGUGCCGCUUCGCGACGUGUUGGAACAAUAAUGAAGCAUAGCGUGUUGAUAACCUUGGCCAUAUUGAUGCAGCUUGCAUCGUUGGCUAUUUGUCAACGUGUAGCACCAGGAGUUAAUCCAAACCAUUAUCAACAACAACAACAAUAUCAGCCGCCCCCUCCGCAGUAUCAGCAACAAGCUCCCCAACAUCAGCAGCCGCAAUAUCACCAACAACCGCCGCAACAACAGCAGCAGCCCCAGUAUCAACAACAGCAAUUUCAACAACAGCAGCAACAUCAGCAGCCCCAUGGCGAACAUGGGCAACAGCAAGUGCUGCAUACUGGAAAUUUACAACAAGAGAAACAGCACAUUGCUGAACAUAUGGAAGUACCAAUCGAUACGAGCAAAAUGAGCGAACAAGAACUACAAUUCCAUUACUUCAAAAUGCACGAUUCGGACAAUAACAACAAGUUGGAUGGUUGUGAACUCAUAAAAUCACUCAUUCAUUGGCACGAGCAAGGCAAGGCACAAGAAAACAGUGGGCAUCCGCAGCACGAAGAAAAGAUUUUCUCAAACGAUGAACUCUCCGCGCUGAUAGAUCCCAUUCUUAACUCAGACGACCAUAAUCAAGAUGGUUUCAUCGACUAUCCGGAGUUUGUUCGAGCUCAGCACAAAGCAGCACAGCAGCAACAAGACCAGCAACAACAGCAACCACACCCUUAGUUUUUUUUUUCAGUGCAACUCAGCUCAAAUCACUGGCUUAGUGGCGUCCGAGAUAGACUGGCAAAAUAAUAACUGAUCUUUUAAAAGCAUAAAUCCUCCUUGCAUUCAAAAGCAGGGUGGCCUGCAAGGCAUAACAAAAAAAAAAUCUAAUGUUAGAAACAAUUCGUUUGAUCUGAUAAAGAAACAAAUAAUUCCUGGGCCGAAUAGUUCAAACAUCCUUGAUCCAUACUGAUAAAACACAGGGCAGUAUUAACUCCCAGAGGACAUUCCGUCAAAGUUUGUUCUAGUAUUACAAUAUUUCGAAUAUAAAUCCUUUCAAAAUUGGCAAAGCUUAGUAUAAAAGACAAGACUAAGAAUUUAGUGGCGUAGCUCGGAGUUUUAUUUCUUGUUUCAUACAUUAAUGCAAAGACUGUAAAAAAUAUACUGAACGCACUUUCAUUCUACAAAAAAAGGAAAACGAUUAAUACGAGACACUAAAACGUAAUGCAUGGCUGCGGUGUAAUGCAAACGCACAACGAUCGCACAAAAACGUUUACUUUUAUUUGUAUUAAAAACGAAUGUUAUGUGCUUA
Anopheles merus is the source of this 1415-nucleotide messenger RNA. Its product is annotated as multiple coagulation factor deficiency protein 2 homolog. Gene Ontology annotation, molecular function: calcium ion binding. The record is from RefSeq and is a predicted model, not a curated record. The coding region runs from base 173 to 844 and encodes 223 amino acids. Lineage: Eukaryota; Metazoa; Arthropoda; Insecta; Diptera; Culicidae. The transcript is spliced from 5 exons.